GUUGUGUUUUGUAAACUAAAUACCCCUGUUGAUAAACGUUAAGAGCAUAUAACCACUUCGUAGGGUUGAAUAGUUUCUGGAACAUUAUAUAAAUGUUAUGCUCAGAAAAUUAGUGAUUCUAACAAAAUUUAGUCAUGGAUGUGAAUGGAAAAGGAAGAGUCUCUCCCUCCGAUACAAUUGAGUUAAAAAUAAAUGGCACAAAGAAUGAGCACGAUGUGUCCAGUGAUAGAGGAUCAAAAGACGAUAAAACAAAGAAAACAGAAGAAAAACAGGAACUUGUCGGAACCUUUGAAAUUUUCAAAUACUCCACAUGCCUUGAUGUUUUUCUCAUGAUCGUGGGAACCAUGGCGGCAGCGUGCCAUGGGUCAGCAUUUCCAUUGAUGAUCAUCGUGUUUGGAGCGAUGAUUGACCUCUUUGUGGGCAAUGCAAAAUAUUCCAACAGCCUGGCUAUUGUAGAUAAAUGCGGGGGGCUGUCUGCUUUCAAUCUGACAAUGGAAGGCGUGUUCUCCAAUCCUGAAAGCCUUGUGCCCUUCUAUGGCCCCAUAUUGGCCUACACACAAAAUUUGACCAACAACUGUACAGAAGCUGUGAACUUUGCCGACAUGCAGAAUGAGAUACAGAAUCAACUUCUGGACACUAUGCAGACCUUUGCUCUGUACUUUAUAGGUAUUGGCAUUGGAGUACUGGUCCUUGGUUAUCUGCAAGUUACCUGCUGGAUGUUGGCCUCUGAAAGACAGACACACCGGAUACGAAAGAGCUUCUACCAGAACAUUCUACGUCAGAACAUUGGCUGGUUUGACGUUCACGAAUCAGGAGAGCUAAAUUCUAGAAUAACAAAUGACAUCUCGAAGAUUCAGGACGGUAUCGGUGACAAGCUGGGCCAGUUCAUGCAAUGGUUCUGUGCGUUCCUGGCAGGGGUGAUUGUGGGGUUUGUUCAUGGCUGGAAACUGACACUGGUCAUCCUGUCCAUCAGCCCACUCCUUGCGCUGUGUGCGGUCAUCAUGACCAAGUUGGUAGGCAAGGCAUCAGGGGCUGAAUUGAAGGCCUAUGCCAAGGCAGGGGCCAUAGCUGAGGAGGUUUUAGGGGCCAUAAGGACCGUUCUAGCAUUUGGAGGAGAAGAGAAGGAAUGCAAGAGGUAUGAGAGAAACCUAUUGGCAGCCCGGGACAAGGGCGUCAGGAAGGGCUUUGUAGGCGGAGCAUCAACAGGAUUGGUCUGGAUGGUUGUGUUCUGCGCUUAUGCGCUUGGCUUCUGGUAUGGCGGCAAGCUUGUGAUAGAAGAAAGUAAAAAAUACACCAUCGGGAAUGUGAUGACUGUGUUCUUCAGCGUGAUCAUAGGAGCUUUCUCCCUGGGUAAUGCAGCACCACCUCUGCAGAGCUUUGCUGUGGCCAGAGGAGCAGCCUUUAUUGUCUACAGCCUCAUUGAGAAGGUCCCUGAGAUUGACAGUGCAUCUACCAAGGGCCGGACCCUUGAAAAGAUGGAGGGCAACAUUCGUCUAGAGGGUGUCCACUUCCAGUACCCUUCCAGGAAAGAAGUCAAGGUCCUGCAGGGUGUUGACGUGGAGAUACGACGAGGGCAGACAGUGGCACUGGUUGGGGCCAGUGGGUGUGGCAAGUCUACUGUGGUGCAGCUGCUGCAGAGAUUCUAUGACCCAGAGCAUGGAUCUAUCAAGAUUGACGGAGUUGACAUAAAAGACCUAAAUGUCAAGUGGUUCCGAGAGCAGAUAGGGAUCGUGAGCCAGGAACCAGUACUGUUCGGUACCACCAUCAAGGAGAACAUUCGCUAUGGACGCCUAACUGUGACAGACGAAGAAAUCGUGGCGGCUGCACAGAAGGCUAACGCUCACGUUAUUAUGAAGCUGCCACAGAAAUAUGAAACUCUAGUUGGUGAACGUGGGGCUCAGCUGAGUGGAGGUCAGAAACAGCGUGUGGCUAUUGCACGAGCCCUUGUGCGCGACCCCAGGAUACUUUUACUGGACGAGGCCACUUCAGCCCUUGAUACUGAGAGCGAGGGAGUCGUACAGGAAGCACUUGAGAAGGCAAGCCAUGGACGCACUACAAUUGUUGUUGCCCACCGCCUGUCGACCAUCAAGACUGCAGACAUGAUUGCCAGCUUCAAGGAUGGAGUCAUUGUGGAGAAGGGGACGCAUAAUGAACUCAUGCAGAAAAAUGGCAUUUACUAUCAGCUUGUCACGCAACAGAGCAUGGUCACAGAAGAUGACCUGGAGAUUGAGCAUUUUGAUAAGUCUGAAGCCAAGUCAGCCAAGUCAGUGGAGAAGUUGCAGAGAGCUCUGUCUCACUCAGUCUCUGUGGAUCAACCUAUCGCAGCAACCAAAGAGAAGGAGAAGAAAAAGGAGAAGGUGAAUGCUGGCAUGGGACGUAUCAUGAAGAUGAACGCUCCGGAAUGGUACCUCAUCCUUCUGGGCUGUUUUGCUGCUCUUAUCAAUGGAGGUCUUAUGCCCGCAUUUGCUGUUAUAUUUGCUGAAAUCCUUGGUGUGUUCCAAAUCCAGGACAGAGAUGAGCAAGAGAGAAAGAUCAUGAUGUAUUCCCUGAUGUUUGUUGGCCUUGGGGUUCUCAGUAUGAUCACAUACUUUAUACAGGGCUUCAUGUUUGGAAAAUCUGGAGAGAAUCUCACUGUUCGUAUUCGAUCUCUGAGCUUCAAGGCUUUGUUGAAACAGGAGAUGUCCUACUUUGAUGAUCACGAGAAUAAUGUGGGAGCACUGUGUACCAGACUGUCAACGGAUGCUUCACAAGUGCAGGGGGUUGCAGGAAUACGUCUGGGAACCACAAUCAUGUCCCUGUGCAGCGUGAUAUCCGGUGUGGUGAUUGCCUUUGUGUACAGCUGGAAGCUGACCCUGCUUAUUAUCGGCUUCCUGCCUUUCAUCAUGGUAGGAGGCAUGCUGCAGAUGAAGAUGCUGACAGGGGCUGCGGGAAAAAAUAAGGAGGCUUUGGAAACAGCUGGCAAGGUGGCCAUUGAAUCCAUUGAGAAUAUAAGGACUGUUGCAUCUUUGACUCGAGAAAACAUGUUCGUGGAGAAAUUCCUACACGAGUUGAUAGGCCCCUACAGGGAAGCCAUGAAAAAGGCGCACAUUGUUGGAAUUGCCUUCUCGUUUUCUCAAGCUGUGAUCUUCUUUACUUACGCAGCCGCCUUUUGGUUGGGUGCAUACUUGGUUGAGCGGAAUGAAAUCACUUACGUUGAUGUUUUCAAGGCCUUCUCAGCGGUUGUGUUUGGAGGCAUGGCAAUAGGUCAGGCCAGCGCAAUGGCUCCAGAUGCGGCCAAGGCUCAAACAUCUGCAGAACAGAUCUUCAAACUGCUAGACCGCAAACCCGCUAUUGAAAAUGAGAAGGGCUUGGGGAAGAAACCUGCAAAGGGAGAGUUUACCAGCACGAUCCAGUUCUCCAGCGUGAAGUUCCGGUACCCGACCAGACCGGACACAGUGGUCUUGAACGGUCUCCAACUGAGCGUGGAACCAGGACAGACUGUAGCUCUCGUGGGGAGCUCUGGCUGUGGCAAGAGCACGACUGUACAACUGGCUGAGAGGUUCUAUGAUGUGGAGGACGGAGUGGUGAUGUUGGACAAAUACAACAUCAAGGACCUGAAUGUCGGGUGGCUGAGGUCACAGAUAGGGAUUGUAUCCCAGGAGCCAGUGCUGUUUGACCUGACGAUAGCGGAGAACAUCGCAUAUGGAGACAACUCUCGGGAAAUACCCAUGGAUGAGAUCAUAGCUGCGGCGCGCAAUGCCAACAUCCAUGAAUUUAUUUCAUCUUUACCUAAUGGCUACAACACGAGCGUAGGUGAGAAAGGGGGCCAGCUGAGCGGUGGUCAGAAACAGCGUGUGGCCAUUGCACGUGCACUCGUGCGAAAUCCAAAGAUACUUCUACUAGAUGAGGCCACAUCAGCGCUUGAUACAGAAAGCGAGAAGGUGGUGCAGGAGGCGCUAGAUCGUGCCCGGGAAGGACGCACAAGUAUCGUGAUAGCGCACCGCCUGUCCACUAUACAGAAUGCGGACAAGAUCUGCGUGAUAAGACACGGUGUCGUCACAGAGGAAGGCAAACAUUCUGAGCUCAUGAAGCAGCAAGGAUUCUACUAUAAGCUUAAUGUUGCACAGGCUAGAAAGAAAUGAGCAUCACAGUCUAACACUUGAAUCAAAGUUUGUGCUGUUUGAACAAUGUUUUAUAGUUUAGACCACAGUUGUUAAUAUUGUUAUAACUUGCAACAACAAAAUCAGCAUUCAAAUCAAUAUCCAAAGGUUUCUUUUAUUUGUACUUUGCAUGAUAUAAUAUAAUAAAUCAGUGAUUUACAGACAAACAUUAUCAAGUUGCAAAAACAAGAUAUUGUGGGAAUCACGGAAUCAUUUUAAAUCAAGGAAACAACUACCGGUACAAGGAUGGUCAAAAUUUUGACUCAUAUUAUCAUUAUAAGCUAUUCUUACGUGUUUUAACUCAUGUGUGAUAAUGACCAUAUCAUGUUAACUUCAUAUAUUUGUAUUUCAAAAUGUAUACACAUUAGAAUAAAGAGUAGUUAUCUCCCCUGAGCUCAAUCUAAUCAAUGAAACUUGCUCGAAGCAUUUGUGUAAAUGUCAUGACCAAGUAGGAAAUGUGUGCCAUGUUUAACAUUGCUGACAGGGGGUAGAGCAGUUUUUUAAUGUCUGAGGGCCUUUUUUUUGGUUAAAUGAUAAAGCAGUUGUAUAAUGAAAUGAUCAACAAUCUGUCAAUGAGAAAAAUCAUUGAAUUACUGUCAACCAUGACACAAUAUUUAAAUUAACAUUACGCAGAAUUUGUUUAUGUUUAUAUAUAAGUGACCUCACUAAAAAUUGUAAAUUAGACAAGUGGGGCAAGAUCACCAUUACUAAUAGCAGUUAUUCUUGUGAAUUUUAGAAUUUUUGCUUUGUCCAACGACUGUUCCAUGAAACAGGAGUCAGGCGGUUUUAUUUCUACAUCUUAAUUAACAUUAAAGUUUAAGUGUAAACUUCUCUUUGUUUAUAAGAGGUAUUUACUCAAGAAUUUGACAUAGCAAAGAACUCUUCUCUAGUUAUGACUGUCACAUUUAGGAAAGUCAUAUCAUCAGUAUGAAUAGGCGAUGAUAUUAUUUACAAACCAUUUUUUGUUUCCAUUUUGACAAUCUUCUUUCUUGCCAUUAUAGUUAAGGGUUCGAGAAUGAUAAUUAUUAGAAAAUAUUAACUUGAUUGUAAUUUUCUUAAAAUUUUCGUGAUACAUUAUGCAUUAUGCGAGCGAUGUAGUCCAGACGAGCAUGCACAACAGCGCAGUGCGCUAUAAAGUGAUGCAAGGAUAUUAUGGUUUAAUUUGCUAACAGGGUAUCUCCUGUUUGCAUCUGGCAUUAGACCCAUUUUCACAUAAUGUGGCUCAGAUGCCAAAUCAACUUGUCAAAUUGAAAUCUCCAAAUUUUGUCAAGUACAUGUAUUACUUAACAAUAAAAAAUACUCCGGACUGGGCACUUCCCAGUGAUGCCACUUGUCAGCUUUAAAUGGGACCUUUUCAUGUUUUGGUAAACAUUUACCGUUCUCUAAAAUAUCCAUUAUAUGCAUUUUUGACGAUUUAAAAACCUGAAAAUUAUCAGGUGUUUCAAACGUGAAACAAUUGAAUAAUUUUGCUCUUUAUAUUGUUUGCCAUUACAAGGAUUGCUUAUAUAAUUGAUAAAAUACACAUAUCACCGGAUGGCCGAGUAGUUUAAGUGCUUGACUUUUACUCCUAGGGUCAGAGGGACUUUUACUCCAAGGGUCAGAGGUUGAGCCCAGUUAUGGGUUAAAUUUUUUCUUUUUAAAUGUUAUACUUGUUUUUGAACUUAGCUAUUUAUUUCAAAUGUUUACAUUUAGCAAAUUUAAAGGAAUUUAAUGACAAAGUUCUUUGCCAAAAUCUGUUACAAGGUCCCUUAAACUGAUGUUGGUAUCACAGUAUGAAUCACAUCUUCAGUAAAUACUGAUACAUAUAAUAUACAUUGUAUAAACCAAUUUAUUAUCUGAGACUUGGCAUUUAUGAUAAUUACUGCCCUGUUGAGAUCAUCGAUUUUAUGUUUACACAACAUUGCUUAAGUGGUGAAUCUCGGAUCAUAUUGGUGCAUGAUCACACAGGUUUUACCUCCAAUAAUUGUUUAAUUAUCAAGUUUACCUGUUACUUUGUGUUUUUUCUUAUUUCUGUUUUAUUUUUAUUAUAUGUGUGUUACCAUAAAUGUGUUGAAACUUUUGUUAUUUACUUAGAACUGAAUUCCAACUUGUAUAUAAUAAGUAAAUACCGGUGUACACUUCAUGUUCAGUUACGUAUGGAAUGCAAUUGCUGUUUGGAAGAGUUGAAUACAAACUUAUCAAAGUAUAGAGAAUAUUGGUUGGUGCCGAGAUGGAGAAAGUUUAUCCGGUGAGGCUUAGAAAAAGAAAAUAGGGCGAUCUUUAGCGAGCCCUAUUUUUCUUUUUCGGGCCGAACCGGAUAAACUUUCUCCAUCUCGGCACCAACCAUGCAUUCGAUUAUCCUGCUUCAUGCCGUUGACACAUUUUAUCAAAGACAAUUGACAUAAACAUAUAAUUAUUAUUGUCGGGCCUCCUACAUUCAUGACGACCGAAUAACUACCGAUUGUGUCACGUAAAAAUAGUUCCACAUUAAACUGUUCUUUUUAAUACUUUCCUAUUGAAAGUAUGAGGGGGGAAAAAAACGAAUUGAGAAUGUGAUAUUUUUCUUGGUAAAAAAAUAAAAGCAAAACAAAAACCAAAUUUUAUUUACAUUAAUGACAACUUUAAUCCAUUGCUUAUAACAAUACAUUUACAACGAUAUACAUCUACAUAUCCGUUUUCUGUUCUUCCAUCCCUUUGUCGAAAUCCAUUUCUGUUUUUCCAUCUCAAGUAUCGAAAUGUAUUUUAAACCACACUAUUUCUUCAGGUAUCGAAUGCUAACCAUUCUGACCCAAAACCCGAUUUACAAAAUCGUAAUCCUAUGGUAGCGAAUUAUUUUAUUCCUAUCAAAGUUAGGAAUGACAAACACACAAUCCGAAAAUACGUUUAUGAUUCGGUCAAUGCUUUAAAAAAAAAAAAUUUAAUACUGUUUAGUGUUAAAACCACCACGUCAAAAUUGUUGUCACUAGAAUCCUGAGAAAACUAGAUAGAAUGUU
This is a messenger RNA of Dreissena polymorpha, 7111 nucleotides long. Its product is annotated as phosphatidylcholine translocator ABCB4-like. Gene Ontology annotation, cellular component: membrane. Gene Ontology annotation, molecular function: ATP binding; ATP hydrolysis activity; ABC-type transporter activity. The record is from RefSeq and is a predicted model, not a curated record. Gene Ontology annotation, biological process: transmembrane transport. NCBI's taxonomy places the organism in Eukaryota, Metazoa, Mollusca, Bivalvia, Myida, Dreissenidae.